GUUAUCACAGAAGAGUGUUUGAAGAUGCAUUAGAAGACCACUCUACAGAACAAGUCUCAGGUCUGCUACUUCUCCAUUCCAACUAUAUUUGUCAUGUUGUAGAGUCUUGCAGUAGCACCAUCCAUCUGAUCAUCCAAGAUUUAGCUUCUCUCCAAAGUCAAGGUCAUAGGGCUUUACUCCAGGAAAUUAAAGUUUUAGUGGUGGCACAUAACAUCCCCACCAGACUGUUCCCGGACUGGUAUGUGGCAAUAGCAACAUCUCCCGUGACAUGUCCACAAGGCCAGACACAAUCACAGUCUACAGCAGAGGCGGUCACAGAGUGCCUCACCCUCCUCCUCAAACUGGCAGCCUGCAUGCAGAGUGUCGAGGAUGACGAGGAUACGAAUGAGAGUGUACACACACUUGCACCUGAGCUGCUAAUCCCGGCAGAGACAAUUAACUAUUUGCAUAAUGCUGAAGAAUGUGCAAGUCCAGAAGAUUUUCUGAGAAUUUAUUUAAGCCCUUCACAGCCUGCCCUGGAUUCAGGUACACUGCAUACAGCUUGA
Molecule: messenger RNA, 545 nt
Organism: Antrostomus carolinensis (chuck-will's-widow)
Lineage: Eukaryota; Metazoa; Chordata; Aves; Caprimulgiformes; Caprimulgidae
Gene: TEX47
Product: testis expressed 47
Exons: 4
Source: RefSeq, a predicted model, not a curated record